AAUAAUAAUAAUCAGCCCCCUAAAUCCCUACCUUACGUCCGCGUCGAACAUCAGACCACGUGGGGGGCGGACACGUAUACAAUCGAAACUUAUACGGCUAACAAGGCAAAGGUAACCCAUUAACAUGGAGACUCGUUCAAAAAGUAAACGUAUAGGGCCGCUGCCCGGGGGCGAUCGCCGGGGCACACCUGGAGCUGACGCUGGGUGUCACAGCAUGCGAACCGUCAGCGGUGAGGAGUUGAACAGGCGGGCUCCCACCGACAAAGAUACUACAGCCGAUAUCAGUGACGAUGGUGACAGACCUACAGACCGUACAGACACUCCAAUAGAACCAUUUAGUCCUAGUACCAUCUCUUACACACCCUCAAGAGCAUCAUCACCAUCAAUACCAUCGUCACCUCCCACACACUCAUCACCCCCUAAUCCUACUAUCAGAUACUAUCCACCACAACCAGCCUUGAAUGUUGCGCGGGGGGCAAGUGCCUUCUUGCCCGCGUCCACCAAGGCUGGAAAACCAAGAGUUCGCAUGAGAUGGAGCAAAGAAGUAAACACCUUUAUCAUGCGAACUUACCUUUACAUCACUAAAUUAGAAACAGAUUUAACGACCUACAGACAACAAUUGCAUGAACUUUUUACACGACAAUACCCAGAAAUAAAUGUCACAGAGCAACGCGUUUCAGAUCAACGACGGGCUAUAGUUAGGAAUAAACUCCUAUCACCGGAAAUUAUAGAUCAAUUAAGAGAGGAAGUGCGGGCGCAGCUAGAGGACUUGAAUAAUCCGAUGAUAGAAACCCAUCCAACCGCAGAAAACACCACACAAGUACAAACACACUCACCCAUUCAAUCGCAAUAUAGCACACAAUCACCUUACAUCCAUUCACAACCAUACGCACAAAGCACACAUACAUCCACACAAACUGAAAACAUAACCAUUACAUUAGAAAAUGACAUUGAUACAAUUGAAAAUUCUCAUCAAAAUCAGUUGGCAGACACACAAAUACAAGAAAUACAUGAUAAAUUCAAAACUGCACUAACACAAUACUCUGGUAUGGAUCCAACAGUCCGACCUAAGCUCCCUAAACUUAAAUAUACACCAAAACUUACUCACUUAGUACAUAUAUUUAAUACUACCAUAUUACACCAAUAUAUAACCGAAAACACGAAACUUGUAGAUGUACACACACUUAUAUAUUGCACAGCGUUAGUUAUAUCGGAAGAACUUAAUUAUACAAUUACAGACCACACUGGUAUCGUAAGACUAAGAACAGCAAAUAAACCACCAUGGCAACAAAGACUCGAAAGAGAUAUAGAAAAAUUACGAGCCGACUGCGGUAGACUAACGCAAUAUAUAAAUAACAAUAGAUCCAACAGAGUAGUUAAAAGAGUCGAAGCCAUAUUCUUAAGUAUGGCCACACACACCAGACACGAAAACGAUAACAAAAAACCAGAAGAAUUUUUAGAUACAUUAAAGCAAAAGCUCGCAUUAAAAGUACAUAGGCUAAAGCGGUAUAAAAAGGCACAAGAGCGCAAAAAUGACAACGCUACGUUUGCCACCAAUGAAAAGACCUUCUAUAGAAACUUAUACAAACCACAAACAGACACAACAACUGACACUAACACAGAACUACCAACAACAGAACAACUCGAGAAUUUCUGGUCUAGUAUUUGGGAAGAACAAAUACAACACAAUGAUAAAGCUAGAUGGAUAGCAGAGGAAGAAAUCAAAUGUAGUGCCAUAGACGAAAUGGCGUUCACUGAAAUUUCUGAAUCUGAUAUUAGUAACACUACAGCUAAACUACACAAUUGGAAAUCACCUGGCAUAGAUAAGAUACACAAUUUUUGGUAUAAAAAAUUACACUCAUUACAUAAAAUUAUUGCAAAGAAUUUAACGGAGAUAGUCCUAAGUCAACAAAAUAUACCUGAAUUCAUCGCAACUGGAAUAACUUACAUGCUACCAAAGUCCCAAUACACAUCACAACCUUCCCAAUACAGACCAAUCACAUGCCUUCCCACAAUUUACAAAAUACUUACAUCAGCAAUCACACACAAAAUCACCAAACACAUAGAACACCACAAUAUAAUAGCUGAAGAACAAAAAGGAUGCAGACGAGGACACAUGGGCUGCAAGGAACAAUUAGUUAUAGAUUCAAUAAUACACAAACAUGCCACCACAAAAAACAGAAAUCUACAUUGUACCUACAUAGAUUAUAAAAAAGCUUUUGACAGUAUACCUCACUCAUGGUUAAUCCAAAUCCUACAGAUCUAUAAAAUUAACCCAAAAAUAAUACACUUCUUGCAAAACAUCAUGGCCCACUGGAAAACCACACUACAAUUACAUCACCACAAUGACACUAUCACAACACGACAGAUACUCAUAAAGAAAGGGAUUUAUCAGGGUGAUUCCCUGAGCCCAUUAUGGUUCUGUCUAGCACUGAACCCUUUAUCUACUCUACUCCACAACUGCCACGCCGGAUAUAAUCUUAAACACACCACAACAGAUGAAACCACUAUUUCUCAUCUCAUAUACAUGGAUGAUAUAAAAUUAUACACCAAAACAGAAAAAGAAAUGAGAAAACUAAUAGACACUACAACAGAAUUUAGUACAGAUAUCAACAUGCAAUUUGGUUUCGACAAAUGCAAGACACUCCACAUAAUUAGAGGCAAAGUUAAACCUGGAGACUACACAAUUAACACAACAGACACAACCAACACAACAGAAACAAUUAACACAACAGACACAACCGAUACAACAGACAGAACUAACACAACAGACACCAUCACGGCCAUGGAACCUACAGAUUUAUACAAAUAUUUAGGAUACAAGCAGCUUAAAGGAUUGGACCAUACAGCUAUAAAACACACAUUGACCACAGAAUAUAAACGGAGAGUCACUGCAGUAUGCAAAACACAACUUACUGGAAAGCACCUUAUCAAAGCACUAAACACCUAUGCGAUCCCCAUACUCACCUACUCAUUUGGAGUUAUCAAAUGGUCCAAAACAGACAUACUGCAAUUAGAACGAACAACUCGCACCACACUUACCAAACACAACAACCUACACCCUAAAUCUGCAAUAGAAAGACUCACCAUCAAACGCCAAAAUGGAGGGAGAGGCCUUAUAGACAUUCACCAUCUUUGGCAAAAACAAAUCAGUAGGCUCAAAGCAUUCUUCAUCACCAAAUCUAACACUAGCGAUAUUCAUAAAGCAGUAUCUCUAAACGACCACAACUACACUCCACUCAACCUACACGAACAAACUGACACACAACAUAACAACACUACUGACCCACAAUCACAAAAAAUAGAGGACUGGAAGAAGAAAGUUCUUCACGGAAGGCACCCACACGACCUGGAACAACCACACAUUGACACAACAGCCUCAAAUAAAUUUCUGAAAAUCGGCAGCCUAUUCCCAGAAACCGAAGGCUUUAUCAUUGCGAUACAAGACCAAAUCAUCAACACCAAAAACUACAGGAAGUACAUUAUAAAAGACCCCACAGCAACCAACGACAAAUGCCGCAAAUGCCACACACAACCAGAAACCAUACAACACAUCACAGGGGCAUGCACAACACUCACACAGACAGACUACACUCACAGACACAACCAGGUCGCAAACAUUAUUCACCAAAAACUAGCACUCAAACACAAACUCAUACAAGACACAAACACACCAUACUACAAAUAUACACCACAAACCAUUUUAGAAAACACCACACAUAAACUCUACUACGACCGCGCUAUUCUCACCGACAGGACAAUACACUACAACAGACCAGACAUAACACUUCAGGACAAAAUCAACAAAAUCACUUACCUCAUAGACAUAGCAGUACCCAACACACAUAAUUUGCAAAAAACAAUAGGCGAGAAAAUAAGUAAAUAUGCAGAACUUAAAGACGAAGUCACCAGAAUCUGGCGACAAGACAAAGUGUAUGUAAUACCUAUAGUCCUCUCCACCACGGGUGUCAUACCGAAUCACCUUCACCAUAGCCUCAAAUUAAUUGAUCUGAAAGACUCCACCUACAUUCUUCUCCAGAAAGCCGCAAUUCUCAACACCUGUCGUAUCGUCAGAAAGUUCAUGCAGUUGGAUGAACAUGGCAUAACACCACACACACAGUAAAUACACACUACACACUACAUUUACUUGGCACCCGCCCGUAAAUGUAGUCAAAACUGGCCAAAAGGCUAAGAAACAGAAAUGUUUACCCCAAAA
Messenger RNA from Helicoverpa zea (corn earworm), 4216 nucleotides. RefSeq lists its product as uncharacterized. The transcript has a single exon. The record is from RefSeq and is a predicted model, not a curated record. Lineage: Eukaryota; Metazoa; Arthropoda; Insecta; Lepidoptera; Noctuidae. Bases 125 to 4123 code for a protein of 1332 amino acids.